This is a messenger RNA of Lodderomyces jiufengensis, 1383 nucleotides long. Its product is annotated as glutamyl-tRNA(Gln) amidotransferase subunit. The coding region runs from base 1 to 1383 and encodes 460 amino acids. The record is from RefSeq and is a predicted model, not a curated record. Gene Ontology annotation, cellular component: mitochondrion; glutamyl-tRNA(Gln) amidotransferase complex. The transcript has a single exon. Gene Ontology annotation, biological process: mitochondrial translation; glutaminyl-tRNAGln biosynthesis via transamidation. NCBI's taxonomy places the organism in Eukaryota, Fungi, Ascomycota, Pichiomycetes, Serinales, Debaryomycetaceae. Gene Ontology annotation, molecular function: glutaminyl-tRNA synthase (glutamine-hydrolyzing) activity.
AUGAUAAGACAGCGACAGAUAUUACGAUUUUAUACUACUACCACCUCCAAAACUGAUCCAUUCAAUAGUCUUAUCACAAAAUGUACGAUUAAUCCUACUAACACCACCACAACAUCAAUACUAUCAAAUACAACUUAUGCAUUAAAAGAUAAUAUAGUAGAAAAUCAAACAAUUUCCACAGCUGCCUCACAUGCAUUAUACAACUACAAAUCACCGUUCAAUGCAACAAUAGUUGACUUGUUAUCAUCAAAUGGCUCAACAUGUAUAGGAAAAGCCAACUUGGAUGAAUUUGGAAUGGGUUCAUCAAAUCAAAAUUCUUAUUUUGGUAAAGUUAUAAAUCCGUAUGAUACAAAAUCCGUACCAGGUGGUUCAUCUGGUGGUAGUGCAGCUGCGGCAGCUGGAGGUUUAUGUGAUUUUGCAAUUGGGACGGAUACUGGUGGUUCUAUAAGAUUACCUGCUAGUUAUUGUAAUAUCUAUGGUUUCAAACCAACUUAUGGAAGAAUUUCAAGAUGGGGUGUUAUACCAUAUGCACAAACUUUAGAUACUGUGGGGAUAUUAAGUAAGGAUUUAGAUUUAGUUGAGAAAGUUUAUAAUGUUUUAAAUGUUGAAGAUUCAAAAGAUCCUACGUCAAUACCCAACAAAAUCAGGGACCAAAUACCCAAAACCAAAACCACUGAAAAUUUAACAAUCGGAGUCCCCAAAGAAUUUUUGAUUGAAGAAGUUUCAGAUAGAGUUAAAAAUACAUGGAUAGAGGUAAUAGAAAAUUUAAUUGAUUUGGGCCAUACCGUGAAGACAAUAUCUUUAAAAUCAUUAAGAAAAGCAUUACCAGCAUAUUAUACAUUAGCAACAUCAGAAGCAGCUUCAAACUUAGCAAGAUAUGAUGGUACAAGGUAUAAGUACACUGAAGCAGAACUAAACGUUAAUGAAAACCCAAUGGAAUUAAUAUAUAAAAAUAGAUCUAAUUCGCUAGGUGAUGAAGUUAAAAGAAGAAUCUUGUUGGGAAAUUACACAUUAAGUUCUGACUCUGGAGAUCAUUAUUUACAAGCAACAAAAGCAAGAUCAAAACUAACUAAAGAAUUUUCAUCAUUUUUUAAGAACCAGCAUAUUUUUUUUCCUAACCACCCGAAAGAAACAGAUGUUUGUGAUUUAAUUAUGGUCCCCACUGCAAUGGACGUAGCUCCAAAUUUUACUACGUAUGAAACAGAAUCUCAGAAAAAUGUAUUAAAUGAAUAUAUUAAUGAUAUUUAUACUGUUCCUGCGUCAUUAGCUGGAUUACCUACUAUAUCUAUUCCAUUUGAUGGUGUUGGGAUACAAUUAAUGGGACAAUUUGGUGAUGAUGAAUUUGUACUAAAGAUUGCUAAGGAAUUGAAGAAAUUAGAUUAA